UUUUUUGUUUAGGUAUUACAUUAUAGAUUUGUGUUCAAAAGCUACUUUCUGUAAAGAAAAUGGGAAGAAGGAAGUCGAAAAGGAAACCGCCACCGAAAAGAAAGAAUAUUGAACCACUUGAUCAACAAUUUAAUUGCCCAUUUUGCAACCAUGAAAAGUCAUGUGAAGUGAAAAUGGACAAAGGCAGGAACACAGCGAAAAUAACCUGUAGAGUGUGCUUGGAAGACUUUCAAACUGGAAUUAACUUUCUUUCAGAGCCUAUCGACGUUUACAAUGACUGGGUAGAUGCUUGUGAAACAGCAAAUUAAAUUAAAAUAUGCAGUUUAUUUUGUAAUUUAAAUAUAAAAAUUUAUAUAUAAACUACUGUUAGUGCUUUGUAAGUCUAUAAAACAAACAAAACUUAACUAUACAUAAAAUAAAAGAAAAUGACGAUACCACAGUA
Drosophila ficusphila is the source of this 442-nucleotide messenger RNA. RefSeq names its product transcription elongation factor 1 homolog. Gene Ontology annotation, biological process: transcription elongation by RNA polymerase II. The transcript is spliced from 2 exons. Gene Ontology annotation, molecular function: RNA polymerase II complex binding. The record is from RefSeq and is a predicted model, not a curated record. The coding region runs from base 60 to 308 and encodes 82 amino acids. Gene Ontology annotation, cellular component: transcription elongation factor complex. NCBI's taxonomy places the organism in Eukaryota, Metazoa, Arthropoda, Insecta, Diptera, Drosophilidae.